Messenger RNA from Lachancea thermotolerans CBS 6340, 648 nucleotides. It is a transcript of the gene RPB5, whose product is annotated as DNA-directed RNA polymerase core subunit RPB5. The transcript has a single exon. Gene Ontology annotation, molecular function: DNA binding; DNA-directed RNA polymerase activity. Lineage: Eukaryota; Fungi; Ascomycota; Saccharomycetes; Saccharomycetales; Saccharomycetaceae. Gene Ontology annotation, cellular component: RNA polymerase II, core complex; RNA polymerase III complex; RNA polymerase I complex. Bases 1 to 648 code for a protein of 215 amino acids. Gene Ontology annotation, biological process: DNA-templated transcription. The record is from RefSeq and is a predicted model, not a curated record.
AUGGACCAAGAGAACGAAAGAAAUGUUUCCAGGCUAUGGAGAGCUUUCAAAACUGUAAAAGAAAUGGUGAGAGAUCGUGGCUAUUUCAUCACGCAAGAAGAAGUUGAUUUGUCGCUCGAAGAUUUCAAGGCCAAAUAUUGCGACUCUAUGGGUCGUCCACAGCGUAAGAUGAUGUCCUUCCAGUCCAAUCCUGUAGAAGAAGCCUUAGAAAAAUUCCCAAACAUGGGCUCUCUGUGGGUUGAGUUCUGCGAUGAGGCCUCCGUAGGCAUCAAGACGAUGAAGAACUUUGUCAUUCACAUCAGCGAAAAGAACUUCCAGACAGGUAUUUUUGUUUACCAAAAUGGUGUGACACCCAGCGCCAUGAAGCUGCUUCCAUCGGUUGCGCCAGCUACAAUUGAGACAUUCCACGAGGCGUCUCUAGUUGUGAACAUUACCCACCACGAGCUUGUCCCCAAGCACAUCAAGCUGAGUGAUGAGGAGAAGAAGGAGCUACUCAGAAGGUACAGACUCAAAGAGUCUCAGCUACCUAGAAUACAGAGGAUGGACCCAGUUGCAUUAUAUCUCGGCCUAAAAAGAGGCGAUGUGGUUAAAAUCAUUAGGAAGAGUGAGACCUCCGGACGUUACGCAAGUUACAGAGUGUGUUUGUAA